Dibothriocephalus latus is the source of this 867-nucleotide messenger RNA. NCBI's taxonomy places the organism in Eukaryota, Metazoa, Platyhelminthes, Cestoda, Diphyllobothriidea, Diphyllobothriidae. The record is from the annotation of a GenBank genome assembly.
AUGCGCAGCACAUUCUUCCAGAGAGUGCCACGACGAAAGGAGGAGCCUGGAGGCUGGGGUGACAUCUGGCGACUCAACCCAGAAAUCAGAAUGCAGAUCAGGGGUGGUAGCCAGCGCAAGACAGUCCACGGCGCAACCACGAAGCAAGUGUGCGAGGGUGAUGAGGGCACAGCAGACUACCCGCACGGCACCAACAGACCAGCGGAGGAAACCAUACCUCCUUCCCAAAGUCCAACGGACGUACACUGGACACGUAGACACAAUUCGGCCUCAAGCUCAUCACCAUCCUCCGUCGGAUUGCAUACACCACCCUCCAGCCAACCCCUCGACUCCGCCAACUCUCCGGAGUUACCCAUUUCUCGACUUCUCGACUUUAUGACAGAGGAUGUGUCACUGCUAGAGAAUUCUAUCAAAGACUGUCGCUCAGGCUUUGAUCCCUUAGUACAAGCCCAAGCCAAGGGUCUGCAUGACCUAGACGAGAUGGACGUCUUGUUAUCUGAGGACGCAGAGCACGCGGCAAGCCUCUUCAAGAACUGUCCGAGUGGAUCCACCAGCCCAGACAGGACAGAGAGCCCGGCAAAACUGGACUUCACCGUAAAGGGCGUGGGCCUCAAGCGUUCCAUGGACUGGUGGCCGGAAGACUUGGCCAACACCGUUGAGGACUUCAUCCACAAUCUACCCAACCCAGACUUCUCCACUGAUAAGCCAGCUAACGGAAAACUCAAGGCCGACAGUGACCAUCCACCAAUGGCCAACUUCCCCGACCUCCCGAUCGACUACCCCAUGACAGAGACGUCGGACGAACAUCCCUGGGUCGAUGACAGGCUCAAUCUGGAAGAACUAAACAGUAUUCUUGGACUCAACUGA